AUGUCAGUGCAUCUUAUGGAGCGAAUAUGGAGCGGCCGGUCCGGUAUUUCCACCGCCGCCGUGUCAGAAUACCGGGCCGGCCGCUCAGCUCUGCAGCGGGACCUUCUGUUCCUCUAUCCAGCGGCGCGCUGUCUUCCCGGCUUCUGUAGUGUGGGCACUGGGCAUGACAGCCGUGGGUGCCAAGUGCGCAUGCGCAAGAAGCGGUGCUUUUUGUGAAUGGUAAGGCGGUACCUAGGACACAUGACAGAUCCCAGAAGCCGCCGGACCAAUCACAAAGCACAAGU
Staurois parvus is the source of this 284-nucleotide messenger RNA. The record is from the annotation of a GenBank genome assembly. NCBI's taxonomy places the organism in Eukaryota, Metazoa, Chordata, Amphibia, Anura, Ranidae.